This is a messenger RNA of Malassezia vespertilionis, 1992 nucleotides long. RefSeq lists its product as uncharacterized. Gene Ontology annotation, cellular component: lipid droplet. The record is from RefSeq and is a predicted model, not a curated record. The transcript has 3 exons. Bases 1 to 1992 code for a protein of 663 amino acids. NCBI's taxonomy places the organism in Eukaryota, Fungi, Basidiomycota, Malasseziomycetes, Malasseziales, Malasseziaceae.
AUGAGCACGAGCGCUGCACCGAGCCAUCCGCAGUUUGAUGCGGCUGCUCAGGAUGAGCGGCACUCGAGCGUGCCGUCCAAUAUACGCGGGAUCUUUGUUGCAGAGUUCCUUGUCAAGGAAGGCAACACGAUUGUCUAUUCGUACCCCGACAAUCUCGACGUGAAUGGAUUCGAGUGGAAAACGCUUCCGAGCGGGGCGCACAAUAUCAAGCGCGAUAUCAUCUACUUUGAGCCAGGACAAGAGUCUGCAUCUUUUUUUACAUUCUGCGUCGCCGCGUUUCGUGCGAGGAAACUCAGUCCGAGCGAGAUGGCCAACGAUAUUAUCGGAUUGCGUGGAUUGCGUGCACUGAGUGUCGGUGUUGUCAUUGCGUGCAGCUCUUCCGAUGUGAGCGACGAGCUGACACAGAUUCUGCCGCACAUUGCGCAUCUCGAAGCGCUUGCUGACCGUGUCAUACACGGCGAGGACCCGUCGAUUGUACAAGGCUAUGCGGAACGGUUUUUAUUAGAUACGCGCAUCCUCCCUAUGCAUGUACCAGCCCCACAACCUAUGCUCGAGUGCUUGGAAUACGAUCCAGUGACCUACCUGUGUGCAGUCAACCGCUUCCUCGGCCCGCUCAUUGUGCCUUUGCUCAAAUUUUUGCAGCUUCCGCGGAAGCGCUUGCUGCUGUACUGCCCACCGCCCACGGAACGCGCGGCUAUCAUUGCGUACAAUUUAGCAGAGCUCGUCCGUGCUGCAUUUUUGCACAUGGACCACAAGUCGCGCAAUAUCCGAGUGCGUGGGCUGUAUACCGUGCUGGACUUGGAGGGCCUGUUGGAGGAGGCUAACACGGGAAACCCCGCGUACACAUGGAUUGCGUGGACGACAGAUAAACUUUUUUUGGAGCGGACUACCUUAUACGACAUCAUCCUGGAUGUAUCGCCGUUUGUAUACCCCGACGCGCACUGCCAGUUUCCUGCAGCGUGUCCUAUGGCCAAAUUUGUCUCGCGUCCCGAGAAUGUUGCCCGAACGCUGCGCUGGAGUACCACGGACGUCACUUUAUUUUGGGAAUUGGCCGAGCAGGAGCGUAGGUAUGAGCAGAUCCUGGAAGAGCAUGGGCGACAGAACCUGGCUGCUUGGAAAGAGGAGCGCCAUGGGCGAAACCUUGGGAUGGAUCCGAUGCGUGUUGUGCUGCCUCCCACAUGGCGCUACUUGCAACAGGAUGCACGGUUUCUUCCUUUCGGCUACGCGAUUAUCAUACUCGCCACCGUCCGAUUCUGGAUGACCGAGUGGUGGCUUGUGCGCUCACAGCUCCAAGUCGUGCUCCCAUCUUCCCUUGUUUUUCCGCUGGGCGUGCGUGAUGAUGGCGGGAUGAGCAUGGGGAUUGUCGAUCUUACAGGGAACGUGGUUUCCGACGAGCAGGGCGCGCUGAAAGGAGCGCACGAAAGCUUUUCGGCUUCCAAGGCGCCGCAGCAUGCAAUGGACGAUGACGACUCCUUGCAUGCAGAGAGUGCUUUUUCGUCCGAAUCGCUGGACCCACUGGUUCUCGCGUGCGGGAUUCAUCCGGAUCGGAGUAGCACACCAUUUUGCUCCAGGUCGGGCGGCAAUUCGCCGUCGCGUGCGCGCCAUGUUUGCAGGGAUCGCUCCAUUAUUCCUGCCCAUCCGCGCUUCUCCCCAAUGUGUGCGCCGCACCUUCCUCAGGAAAUAAUGGCUAGUGUGUACCUGUUUACACUAUGGAGCAGCUAUAUUCGCGCAAUGCAUGUCCAGGCGUCGGCGUUCCUUGCGGGUCGGAUAGAGAAGCUGCCUACGCCCCAUGCGGCGCCAACAGCAUCGACGCCGCUGCUUCAUCGCGGCACGCUGCCCUACGCCGUCUUUCUUACACCGAAAGAGGUGAGCGAUCUGUCGCUUGACUCUAACAACGACCUGGAUCUCGAGCUGCUGCGCAGCAUUACGGCCACACACGAGCCAUGUGCGCUGCACAUUGAGCAAGCGUGGUGGUCGAGCUGGUUUGCCUAG